Messenger RNA from Chroicocephalus ridibundus (black-headed gull), 844 nucleotides. RefSeq names its product collagen triple helix repeat containing 1 (gene CTHRC1). The record is from RefSeq and is a predicted model, not a curated record. The transcript has 4 exons. The coding region runs from base 13 to 729 and encodes 238 amino acids. NCBI's taxonomy places the organism in Eukaryota, Metazoa, Chordata, Aves, Charadriiformes, Laridae.
CCCGCCCGCGCCAUGCCCCGCGCCCCCGCCGCCGCCCCGCUGCUGCUGCUGGCGCUGCUGCUGGCGGCGGCCCCCCCGCCCGGCGGCUCGGAGAGCCCGAAGGGGAAGCAGAAGGCGCUCCGGCAGCGGGAGGUGGUGGACGUGUACAACGGCGGCGUGUGCUUGCAAGGCCCCAGUGGCGUUCCUGGACGGGAUGGAAACCCUGGAGCCAACGGGAUCCCCGGGACACCUGGAAUCCCGGGACGGGACGGGCUGAAGGGGGAGAAGGGGGAGUGCAUGCGUGAGAGCAUCGAGGAGUCCUGGACGCCCAACUUCAAGCAGUGUUCGUGGAGUGCACUUAAUUACGGCAUCGAUCUCGGGAAGAUAGCCGAAUGUACGUUUACAAAGAUGCGCUCGAACAGUGCUCUCCGUGUUCUCUUCAGUGGAUCGCUUCGGCUAAAAUGCAAAAACGCCUGUUGCCAGCGCUGGUACUUUACUUUUAAUGGAGCAGAAUGUGCCGGGCCACUUCCUAUUGAAGCCAUAAUAUAUUUAGACCAAGGAAGCCCGGAGCUGAAUUCUACCAUUAAUAUACAUCGAACUUCUUCAGUGGAAGGUCUGUGUGAAGGGAUCAACGCCGGCUUGGUGGAUAUUGCCAUCUGGGUCGGGACUUGCUCAGAUUAUCCGAAGGGAGAUGCUUCUACUGGAUGGAAUUCAGUCUCCCGAAUCAUCAUUGAAGAACUGCCAAAAUAACUUUCCCUCCCUUUUUAUAAUCUCUAUUUUUUUUUUUAUUUUGUACAAUUUUCUUCAGAAUUUAUUUCUAGAGUUGGAUGCAAGCAUUUGACUGAAAGGCACCAAACUCUUGCAU